AGUUUUGGUCUUCCUGGGUGUGACGGGUGUCUGGAGGAGGAGAGGAUUGCUCUCUUACAACUUAGGGAUUCUUUCAAUUACCCAAAUGGCUCUGCUCUUGUUAACAACUGGGUGGAAGAUGACUGUUGUAAUUGGGCAUGCAUAUCUGUCAUGCGGCUUGUUUCAUUCCACAUACUGUGUAGUUUCUAUUAGUCUCUUUGGCAAAAGAGAUGUUCAAGGAGUGGGGAAUAAAUGGUACCCAAAUGCUUCUUUAUUUACUCAUUUCGAAGAGUUACAAUCCCUAUAUUUAGUUGGUAACAAUAUUGGAGGUUGGAUUAUGCUAGAAGUAUUAUGUGAACUACGGAAUCUCGAAGCGUUGUAUCUAGGUGGGAAUAGUCUGGAUGAUGGAGGCCUUCCAAGGUGCCUUGCACGUUGUGGCCUUCCAUCUUUGAGAGUGAUUUAUUUACAACACAAUUCAUUCAACCUGUCAGCUCCUCUUUUAUCAGCAUUAUGUGGAUUAAGGAAUCUCCGUGUGUUAGAUCUAAGCCAUAAUGUUCUUAGUAAUGGAAGUCUACCGCCUUGCAUGUUGGAUACAUUCUCUUCGUUGGAAAGUCUCUCCUUAUGGAACUUUACUUUUGAACAAUCGCCUAAUUUGCUAACAGCAUUAUGUGGAGCAACAAGGAAUCUUAGGAAAUUGGAUUUAAGUGAUAGCAAUCUCAAUGUGGAACGUAUACCACCUUGUCCACAACAAAAUCUUUCUUCUUUGGCAAAUCUUAAUCUACGAGGCACUUUUACCAAAAAUUACUCAACUGCUCUCUUGAAAGGAUUAAUAUGUGGGUGGAAGAAACUCAAAGUGUUGGAUCUACGUCGGAAUGGUCUCAGUGAUGAAAGCUUACCAUCUUGCCUAUUCCAUAACAACUCUAUGCUCGAAGAACUUUAUCUAUCAUCGAAUAAUUUAAAAGGUUCGCUUGGCUUCUCAAUAGGUACCACCAAUGCAGUAAUUUAG
Telopea speciosissima is the source of this 985-nucleotide messenger RNA. RefSeq names its product receptor-like protein 9b. The transcript has 5 exons. Bases 86 to 985 code for a protein of 299 amino acids. NCBI's taxonomy places the organism in Eukaryota, Viridiplantae, Streptophyta, Magnoliopsida, Proteales, Proteaceae. The record is from RefSeq and is a predicted model, not a curated record. Gene Ontology annotation, molecular function: protein binding.